AAUUGGUGAUGAGUUGCAGCUGAGCUCUGCUGAAGACCUUGAGUUCGGCCUGAAGUUGUGAAUUUCUCACACUGAAAUUUGAAAAAACAAAAUAUUUCGUACAAUGUCAAACGAUGGGAGUAAAAAGAAAGGGAAAGCGCCAGGUGACAAAAAGUCUUCUAAAAGGAAAGGGAAGAGGAGGGAGACAUAUGCUGUGUAUAUCUAUAAAGUGUUGAAGCAGGUGCACCCGGACACGGGCAUCUCGAGCAGAGCUAUGAGCAUCAUGAACUCAUUUGUGAACGAUGUGUUUGAGCGCAUCGCCACCGAGGCAUCCAGACUGACGCAGUACAACAAGCGCUCGACCAUCACAAGCCGCGAGGUGCAGACCGCUGUGCGUCUGCUGCUCCCAGGCGAACUUGCCAAGCAUGCUGUGUCUGAGGGCACCAAAGCUGUCACCAAGUACACUAGCUCCAAAUAGCCAAUUUGGGCUGGAAUAUUUAGUUUUUGGAAAUAAAAUUGCACAAAAAUA
This is a messenger RNA of Pangasianodon hypophthalmus (striped catfish), 508 nucleotides long. RefSeq names its product zgc:92591 (gene h2bk1). The record is from RefSeq and is a predicted model, not a curated record. Lineage: Eukaryota; Metazoa; Chordata; Actinopteri; Siluriformes; Pangasiidae. The transcript is spliced from 2 exons. Gene Ontology annotation, molecular function: DNA binding; structural constituent of chromatin; protein heterodimerization activity. Gene Ontology annotation, cellular component: nucleosome. Bases 104 to 457 code for a protein of 117 amino acids.